AUGGCUUUCGAUAAAGUCACCGCGUCGCGAGCGGUGCUCAACCCGCAACUCGCGCCGCGACUGGCGGAGUACCUGUCACUGCUAGAGCCCGCCGCGGUGGACGCGGAGAUUAAGAGGCUUGCGCGGAUGCAGCGCGGAUGGCGGAAGCUGCGGCCGGACCGGCGGGGUGGCGGGGGGGAGGAGGGAGAGGAGGAGGGAGAGGAGGAGGAGGAGGAGGAGGAGGAGGAGGAGGAGGAGGAGGAGGAGGAGGAGGAGGAGGAGGAGGAGGAGGAGGAAGAGGAGGAGAGGAGGUUAUUUGACGAUCCCGUGUUGAUUCCGGAGCUGCUCUGCCUGCUGCCUGCACUGGCGCUCAAGUGCCCCUCUCUCCUCCCGCCAGAGCUACAGCACAGGCAGGCUCAGGGGUUGCUCGCUGGUGUGGUGGGUCCCAUUCAACACUACGCAGAUCAUAAGUACUCCUCCCACCAGCACCCCCCUUUACCAUCCUCGCUUCCCCCUCCUCCUACCUCAGCUGCUCGCUCCCCUGCUCGCACCCAUGCUCGGCCAAGCACAACCGGCACCGCCACUCCCCUCACUGCUCGUCUUACUGCUACAAAAUGGGCCUCAUGCACCUUCCGUGCAGCUUCUCUCGCCAUGGUCUGCAUCUGCCAGCUGUCUGCCGCUACAGCUGCCACGUCAGCAAGUAGAUCCACGGCUGAAUCUACACCUCCCGUGUUGCUGGAAGACCCUCUUGCGGUUCCCAAGGCGUGCCGGGCGGCGUUGCUGAGUCAGCGCGUGCUUGCUGAGCUGGCAGUGCAGAUUACGGUGGAUCUGAUUGGUGAUGAGCUGGCGUUCUUCCUCUCUGCCCUGCCUCCUCUCUCCGAUCCCCUAUUGGCCAGAAGCAGUUGCUGGAGUGAGUUUGAUCCCCAGGAGUUUUUCUCUCCACGGGAGACCUGGGGCCCUUCAGUGUCACAUGGCCAAGGAGGAGGGGUUAAGAGGCAAAGGGAGGCAGCAGGGGCGAUGGGGGAAUGCGAUGGUAUGGGGGCUGCAGUGGGGAAAGUAGAACCAGUGCUGCUGUCGGGUGCUUCUGGGAGCCAAUCAGAGUGCGCCAUGUGGCGUGCCAGGGUGGCAUUGCUGCGAGGAGCGGAGGCAGAGGCGGAGAGAGUGGGUCUGGAUGUGAGGCUAAGUCACGGUGGGGAGGGUGUGGAGGUUAAAUGUGAGGCUGAGGGUACAGGGAAGGAAGAGAAGGAGAAUGAGGAAAAAGGUGGUGGUGGCGUGGCGGGGAGAGCUGGGGCCAAGGCACAGGGGCGACUGGUGGAGGGCGGCCGGGCGGGUUUUGAGAUGCCUCAAAAGUCGGCCGGCAGAUGGUCGGCAGAGCUGUCGCAGCGCCUGCGGGUGUUUUCACGCUCCAUUCUCUCAGCGCCUCUCUCGCUCACCCCGUCUCACAAUCCCAGACCUUCCUCCUCAAAGCAACAGCGAAGCAAAGCUGCCGAGGGGAGUGGUGAAGCAGAGGAAAGGGGAGAAGGGAGUGGUGGGGCAGAGCGAGGGGAACGAGGAGGCAACGAGGUGUUAGUGGUGUGGGUGCUGGUGCAGCUGAUUCUCAAGAGACACGACGCUCUGGUGCAGCUCAUUCAGCAAACCCUGGGCUUCCCAGUGAUUGUGAAUACCGCCUCACUCACCUAUCUUGCUGACAUGGCAACAGGGGUAGGGAUCGUGAACCGCACCGGUUUCGUGGACAACAGUCCAGCAGUAACGGUGGCACAAGCCUUGUCCCCUGUCACCACCACAGUAGCAGCAGCGCAGACAGCAGCAGUGCGGGCAGCAGAGUGUGUGCAUCUGCUGCUACAAGCAGACCUCUUCUCUCUCCACCACAUCAACCCCACCCCGGCUGUCUUCCACUGCCUCUACGCCGCUUCCCUCCCCAUCCACCCCGUAUUCCCCUCCCUCCUCUCCUCCUUCGUCUCUGCUCUUGCUUCCGCGUCCCUCCCCGUUCCUCCACCUAACCCCUCCCGCACGCCCGUCUCGCAUCCCCCCUCCGGCCACCCCCCGGCACACCCGCAUUAUUCUCUCCCCUCCUCGCACCCCUCCCCCUCCCGCGCUUCCCCUUCUCAUGUCCCCCGUUCCCACCCCUCCCCGUCCCGCAUCUCCCCAUCCCAUCCCUCCUCCGCCCACCCGUCCCCCUCACACCCCUCCCACUCCCCUCUCCACCCCACCUCCUCCACCAUUCCAAACACCACUCCCACCCUCUCCCACCACACCACACGCCCUCUCACCCCUGCCAUCCAACCCCUCUCUCGCUCUGCCCUCCUUCGUCUCAUUUGGCCGGCCUGCCUUCUCACCACCUCCGCCAUCCCACCUACUGCUCUGCUCUCCCCCUUUCUCCCCUCACAACUUCCGCACCAACUUGCAUCCUUGGAAAACGAAUCAGAGUCAAGAGGUGGGGUGAUGGGUGGGAAUGGAGACAUGAGUGGUACUAUGCGGUUGGAGGAGAUGUGCUGGGGUGAGGAGGAGAGGGUUUUGGCGCGAGGGGCGUUGGGGUCGCUGUAUGUGCUACUGUGGGAGCAGGAGAUGCAGAGGAAGCGAGGGGCGCGGGGGAGUGGGGAGGGGAGAGGUGGGCAAGAGGCGGGGGAGAGGAGAGGGGCGCAGGAGGGAGGGGAGAGGAGAGGGACACAGGGCGUGCAGGGCAAGAGAGGAGUUGCUGGGGCUGAAUUCGUGCUGUCAGAAGUGGGAGAGGAGUGGACGGAAGGCGAAGAGGGAGUCGAGGGAGGAGAAGGGGGAGAGAAGGAAGAAGAAGAGGAGGGAGCGGGGGAAGACGAGGGAGAGGAGGAGCGAGAGGAGGGCAGUGGUGAGAGUGGCAGGAGAGGGAGUGAAAGAGCGGUAGUGACAGGGAGCAGAGGAGCUAUGCAUUCAUGCCGUACAGUGGUCAUUCAGGCCCUGCCGGUGCAGCAGUGGUGGCAGCUGCUGAUGCGAGCCCUGCCCUGGCACACCCUGCUUGCUGCAAUGGAAGAGAGGUUCCUCGACUUCGCCCCUCUCAUGCCCACUGUUAGUGCUGGGGCUAUUUGGCAGUCUCUGGCGUUUUCUCUGCUGCCCGAUUAUCCCGGGCAGCCACCUCGACUGCCCCUACCAACAAACCUCGACACCUUCAAUUCAUCUUCCCUCACAAGCCCUACUCCCCCUCCUCCUCUCCACACACUCGCCUGCCCCAAAGCCCUCCGCACCUUCCCCUAUCUCAACCUCCUCCUCUCUCCCUCCCACCCGGCCACAUCAGCACGACCGACCGCCACAUCAGCCCGCUCAUUAUCCACCUCAGCACGCUUGAAUGCGAUUCCAGCAAAUGGAACAGAAGCAGAAGGCAGCAUGUCACAUCAGCACGCACUAGGCAUCCUCUACUCUCUCCUGCAAACUCUCUUAUCCCCCAGCAUUCCCAACACCCUCAACACUCCCGUCGCCUUUACUUCGAGCCCUGUGUCUGUGGUCGAAGCGAUUCAAGCUCAGAACUUCCCUCCUCCCUCUUCUCCAUCCCCCUUCUCCCUCUCGCCCUCGCCCCCCCUCCCUCUCUCCACUCACUCCCCACCACCUCCACCUUCUCUCUCACCUCCUCGUUUCUCUCCUCUGGAACUUCCUCCCUUCCCACCUUCUCCUUCCCUCCCUGUCCGUCCCCCCCACCCUCUAGAUGCCCUCACUCUUCCCCUCCGCCUCCUCUCCUCCCACCCGCUCCUCUUCCGCUCCCCUCCUCUCCUCUCCGGCCUCCUCCUGCCAAUCCUGAUGCGCCAGCUGGACGAUUUCCGCAGGGCGUGCGUUGCUGAGCUGGCAGAGGGAGCAGGCGGGGAAAACGGUGGGGGGGGUACAAAUGGUGAUGGAGAGAAGGGUGGGAACGGUGGGAGCAUUGCCGCUGCUGGUACUGCUGGUGCUGCUGGUGUGGGUAGAGGGGGAGCCGGAGCAGCGGAGAAAGGGGAGAGAGGAGCGGGAGGUGCAGGGAAAGGGGGGGCAAGGGCAGGAACCGAAGAAGAAGGCAAAGGAUCCAAUCAGACUGGUUCUGGUGAGGAGGGCGAGGAGGAGGGGGAGAGGCUGGAGGAAAUUUCUGAGACGUUGGAGGAGGGCGAGCAGGAGGUCGAGGAGAGUGAGGAGGAAGGGGAGGAGGGGGGGAACGGGGAUAAGGAGGAGGAAAGGGGGAUAUGGAGGAAGAAGCUUUACCUGAAGAGGCAUGAGCUAGAGAGGCAGCGGUGGCAGGCGGGGCAGCAGGGCAGGGACGUGCGAGCAUGCCAGGCCAUGCUCCUCUCCUUCCUGGACCGCCUCAUCGCCCAGCACCCACUGCUGCUCCGCCUCCUCACCUUCCAGGACUUUUCGCUCACAUGUGUACCUCCCCUGGUUGCAGCCUCCCCAGCCACACGCUCGCUCCUCCCAGCACUCGUGCGGGAGUUGCUGCAGCAGCCAAUCAUGUCGCGCCAGCUCAUGGCCGUGGCUCUGGUGGCCGAGUAUGCUGUGUGCUGUAGCGAUGCACCCGAUGCCCUGCCGCUCGCCUCUCAUGUGAGUGCACCUGCCUCUCUCCUCGGCCCCCUUAGCCAUGCCGUGGCUCUAGUUGCCGAGUAUGCUGUGUGCCGCACUGGUGCACCCGAUGCCCUGCCGCUUGCCUCCCACUGUGCUGCACUGCUCGCCCACACGCUCACCCAUACGGCCGCUGCCACCAACUUCCUCUCCUUGUCUGUGCCCCCCACGUUCCCCUCCCCUCUGCCCCCCAAUCCACACCAGGUGCUUCAUCUGCUCGCCCACACGCUCACCCACACGGCCGCUGCCACCGACUUCCUCUCCUCCGCCCUCCCUUCCGCCGUCAGAUGUGCCGUCGCCCUCCCCUCCCUCGCCCCCGCCACAGUCACACUCCUGCGUGACUGUAUCAGGGUGGCGGGACCCCUGCUGCCCUACCUUCCCCCGCAAGUCCCCGCGCUCUUUGCAGCAGCGGAGGCAGCCUGGAGGGUCCUGGUUAGGAGCCUAUCCCGCACAGCCACCGUUCCCCUCCCGUUGCUGCAAUUGUCCUAA
Closterium sp. Naga37s-1 is the source of this 5010-nucleotide messenger RNA. NCBI's taxonomy places the organism in Eukaryota, Viridiplantae, Streptophyta, Zygnematophyceae, Desmidiales, Closteriaceae. The record is from the annotation of a GenBank genome assembly.